AUGAAGAUCCGUAGAUUCAAAUUAUUUAAAUUCUUAAAAAGAAGAAUAAAAAGCACAAUUAGUCUUGGUUUUUUUGUCUACAUUUUAAUUCAUUACUUCACUCAAUGUUCAGAUGAGCAAGUCCCCGGAUGGGAGUUUAAUAUCUCUCGAGAUAUAAGCUUAUACAUAAAUCCAAAAAAUAAUACUCUGAUAACAAGCCCUAAAUUUAUAUGUACAUCGCCUUACCUGUUGAUUAUUGUUCAUUCCGCGGUGGACAAUUCAAAAGCGAGAAUGGUAGUUCGAAACACCUGGGCUCAUAAGCAUAAUAUAUAUUUUAAAUAUUUUAAAUCUAUAAACAAAAUUAUUGAAGUUGCGUUUAUAUUGGGCAAAAGUAAAAAUAAAACACUGAACUAUAAAAUCUUAGAAGAAAAUUUUCGGUACGGUGACAUUAUUCAAGAAAAUUUCAUUGAUACUUACAACAAUUUAACUAUAAAAUCGGUGAUGAUGUUGAAAUGGGCAAUAACCAAGUGUCGUCAAGCAAAAUUUAUUAUGAAAACAGAUGACGAUGUUUAUGUAAAUAUUCCAGUUUUAAUGAGAGCAUUGAGGACAUCAAACACAACUAGACUUUUAAUGGGUCACAUUUUCAAGAAUGACUUACGACAAACUAAUCCUCGAAGUAAAUGGUAUGUUGCAGCCUAUAUGUACGGGGAGAAAAUCGUUCCAAAUUAUGCCGUUGGCCACGGUUACAUUAUGAGCUCAGACGUUGGAUUAAUCCUGUAUAAAACGGCUUUGACAACUCCAGUUGUCCACCUGGAAGACGUCUAUUUAACAGGAAUUUGUGUUAAAAAAGCUAAUUUAAGUCUUAUUGAUUACCCACGCUUUGAAUAUUUGCAUCAAUCAUUUUUUUUUAAAUUCUUAUUUACAGAGCCUGAAUAUUAUGAAAAUCAUAUUAUUGUACAUUGUGAUAACAUUUUUGAAAUGUAUAAAAUUUGGAAAAAAUUAAAUACUCUCUAA
This is a messenger RNA of Cotesia congregata, 993 nucleotides long. NCBI's taxonomy places the organism in Eukaryota, Metazoa, Arthropoda, Insecta, Hymenoptera, Braconidae. The record is from the annotation of a GenBank genome assembly.